Uranotaenia lowii is the source of this 10215-nucleotide messenger RNA. RefSeq lists its product as uncharacterized. The coding region runs from base 1295 to 6187 and encodes 1630 amino acids. The record is from RefSeq and is a predicted model, not a curated record. NCBI's taxonomy places the organism in Eukaryota, Metazoa, Arthropoda, Insecta, Diptera, Culicidae. The transcript is spliced from 10 exons.
CCUUGCAAUAAACAAAAAGAAAACGACACUAACUUGUUAUCACUCGUCACUUAAAUUCCAUUGAAUCGGUACAUACAAAGUCUACCUGCAUUCCUAAUCUUUAUAUAGGUUAAUCAUCGUUUGGGGCGCCUUCGCUUUUGCCUAACCGUUGUUAUGACACAUUUCCAGUAGGUAUUUUGCUCUUAUCGGAAAACGGGCGGGCUACUCACCUUUCGCCUUAAAAACGAUAAAAAGUUUCUUAAGCCAUUCAACCCGAGAUAAUGUUGCAUCCAACACCCAAGUAGGUAAGAUAAAUGCAAAACGGUGCAUUUGUUUUUUGCUUCCCCCUUUUUUCGCUUUCUUAUCGGCCGAGCUGGUUCUUUUCAAUUAUAAAGAUAAAAAACAACAUGAUUCACAAUUUAUUCAGACAACGGAAGCACUACUAGCAGCCGCUUUGAAACUGAAAAAGGGUAGGUUGGAAUCAUGUAACUAAUAUAAUUAAUAAUUUGCCGUCGUCGACGGUGAAAGUAAAACGCAUCGAUUACUGGAGCUUACCGUACACAAGUUUACAAGACUUUGAUGCAAAUUCAAGUGUCCUCUUGUGGGAAGUAACCUCUACAGGUGCAGUUAACCCCCUGUUUUUCGCGAACAAAUGAGAUUGCACUGAUUUUAGGUAGACAUUUUUAAGUGUUUGUGCGGUGUAGUUGGUUAACGCUGGUUUACGGAAUCGAUUGUUGGGGUUUCAAAUCCCGUAAAAUUCAGUAAUUUUUUUGUUUUCUAUUUUAAAGUUUUAUUUGUAGCUACAUUUCUGUAGCCGAGAGGUUCAACUGUAAAAACUCGAUACAGUCGAGUUCCCCGUUCCGUUAUCAGCGAAACGAUUCGUUCUACUGUUGUUGAUGAUUACUGUUUGUUGGGUUGGGUCAUUCGGGGAGACUCGAAAGUGUGUGUGUUCGCCUUUUUAUGUUUGAACAUGCCUUAUCUGGUCGCACAUUCCUCCUUUGAACCGUCUUUUUUUGCCUUCUUAUGCUUGUUAUGCUUCACUUUGACGAAACUGUAUGGCAGUUGCAGCGAUACUCAAUCGAAAGUGGCCGAUGUGUGUUUAAUCGUCGUCUGUAGACUUUAGGUUGUGGUUUUUCCUCAGAUUUGCGCAGAGAGUGUGACGAAAAAAAACUGUGUUAGUGGAAGAUAACUUCAAGCAAAUAUGGAACAAUUUUCAAAACUAUGAUGAAGUGAUAUAAGUGACCUUAUCAGUGGAUUACAAAUGAAGAAGCCGCAUUUUGGAAAGGAUCCGGCAAAACGCUCAAGUAUCCCAUAAAUGCUCCUGUGUCUGUUUGUGUUCCUGUGGAAGAUCCUGAGAAACAUGUCAACAAUCUCGGCAACCAUCCAGCAGGAGCAACAGCUGGAACUGCUCCGGCUUCAGUUGCUGGAACAUCAGCGGCGCAAACUGCGCCAUCUACAGAAAAUGCAACAGCAACAACAAACUCAAAGAACACAGCAGUGUAAUCAGAAUGUUGAUGUGAAACAGAAUCAACAAAUUCAUUAUCAAAAACUACGAAAACUAUGUCGCGAUAAGCAGUCGGUGAAGGAAAACUUUCUGCUGCACAAGUUUCUGUUCGGUGGAGCUGGAAUAAGUGUGAACGACGUCGAUCCUUUGAUGGAGGAACAACAAAUUAGUGGCAUUGUGACCAGGAUUCAUGGUGGAAAAAUUGGUGCUACAACUGUUGAUAAAACCAUGAAUGGCAACGGUAACGAUAAAGACGGUAAAUUUCUUCGUAUGUCAGAGCACCCAAACAUCGAAAGUGCCGAGAAGCCAGCCAGCAAGUUUGUGUUGUCGCAUCCUCAGAAUCACCAUCAGUACCUCUUGAGUCCUCAUCCAUCGCCGGUCCACCGGAGUAGCGGUAGUCAUCGACGGCAACCUCUGCAGCUAGCGGCCAGUCACAACACAAACUUUUGGACCUCGGGCAACAACCAACCAGGGAACGGAAAUGGGCUUCUACUUCCCGGAAACGGAACGGGUCCGACGGCAGGAGACGCAGUAUCAGGUCCGCAGCUUCCGCUAAACGAGAACAAUCUUAAAUCCAACGUACAGAUUGUUCUGGACAACAUCAAUCGGAAUUACUAUGCCCUGCGGGAGCAACUCGUACUAAACAAUCAAAACGGAAAUAACAAUAACAACAACGUCAUCAACAACAAACUACUACAGCAACGUUUAAGCGGUAAACAGCAACAACAACAACAGUCCACCAUCAACGGUCCGAAAAUGGCCAGUCCCGAUUCCGACACCAACUGUAACCCGUACUGUCCGGCGCCGCCCCUGAGCUGUUCGAUUGCGUCCUCCCAGGACUUUAGCCAUGACUAUUCGGACUACCAGUGGUUCAUGGAUUAUGGAAGUUAUCGGGAUGGUGUCACCCAUCAGAGCAUCCUGUCGGCGCUCUCGGCUUCGUACAACGGCAUCGGGGAGCUAUCGUACUACGAGGAUCUGGCCAAGAACAUCGACGCCAACCUGGCCGAGGUCGACAUGGAAAACUUUCGCACCGAGGACAUCCAUUCGCUGUUGACCACCUUGCCGUCGCUGUGCAACGAAAGUGCCGAGCUGCGAAGCCGCAACCGGAACAAUAACCGGGAUGAGCUGGUGUUGCCGGGAUUGUGCUUGGGUGGUGGCGAUGCGACUGGUGGAGGAGUGGGACUUGGAGGUGUCGGAGGCCCAGAGAUGGACAAUUCGAUCUGCAAAUCGGAACUGCUGUUCUCGCCUGUGAGGGAGUCGCACAUCAGCGUCGACUCGCUGGACAUGGACGGGUAUCCGGACGAGGAGGAUAUCAUACUGACGUGUCAGGCGAACAAGAACAACUACACGAUUGCGUUCGAGCAGAGUGUGCUGUACUCGGAUGAGAGUUACUACGAUGGUCCCGAGAAUUACGGCAAGCACAAACAGAUGAAUCUGUUGCAAAAUCUAGACUAUAUCAUACGUAAGAAGGCUCAGGACACGGCAAUGUCCGCGUCUGAAGUUGGAUACACCACUUGGAGCAAACUGAGAAAGAAUGGACCAGCUCAAAGGCUCUCAUUGGCGACGACAAAUCCUUUGAUAAACCAGAUUUCCCGACAUGCCCCUACCUGUUUCGUUCGGAAGAGUUUGAGUAUGCCUGAUCUUAAGGAGAAAUGCUUAUCGGUGGCCCCAGGUGGAAACAUCGAAAGAGAUCAUUCGGCAAGAGCUAACCAGCUGAAUGUGUCUCAGGCGGCUCACAGCACGGCUUCGGGUGAUUCCUACGGGAAGCAGAUGAGAACUCUUCUUCCGAUGUUCCCCGUUCCGGCUGAUUUCGGACGCGACAGUCCAGCUGCCCCGGGAGACUGUAGUUCAGAUAACAACGAAGAACCAUCGGCUCAACAACCCUCCUUCAAUCUGGUCAAACUCUUCAUAAAGCAGAAGAGCAGCUCGACGGACACCUGCAUGGACGUGUCGUCCGGGUGUUGGCCGAGCGAUUCCACCAACAGUGCUUCCGGUGGGGAAAACAACAACAGUAACACCAACCUGGCGGCGGCGAUGGGGAACCAAGGAACCGGUUCGAAGGACCGCUGCCGGAAGAAGAGCAUGAACGAUUCGGGCAAAUGUUCGACCGUGCUCGGUCGGCACGAAGAGGAGGAAUUCCAGUUCGACAGUCUGGACGCACAAAUCAACAACAAUAACAACAAUAACGGAUCGGCGGAGGAGCGGGCCAAGUUAAACGAUUUCAACUCUCCGGCCCACAAGCGAAACUACAAGGCAUUCAACCUGAAUAUCGCCAACAAAAAUUUGCCGGCCGUGAAUCCGGUAGUGUACAAUCUGAUGAAUAACAACAACAACAGUAACAGCGGAAGUGGGGGAGCUUUUAAUAACAAUAACAACAACAACAGCAGCGGAAGUAGCAGUAUUAACAAUAAUAAUAAUAACCAUAGCUUUAAGGAUACCAAUUCGGAUGCUAGUCGUACGUCGGAGAAUCUGACGCAAAUUUUUAACAACAGUGGCAAUAAUAACAAUAUCGGAAGUGGUGGUGGAGGAUCCAAAACGAAGGUCCCGAUCGAGAUGAUUACCAAAUCCAUGCAGACGUCAUUUAUCGGGACGAAGGAAAAGGUUCGCGUGAUACCGCCCUCGUUCCUGGAGCGGCUGAACAAGCUAGGUGACAAGCAGAAAGCACCGGUCUUCGUGGUCUACCCCAACUAUGUGCUGCCGGAUUUGGGUUUCCUCAAUACUCAGCACGAUGACGAUGUGCACAUCUCUCCGAUGGCCUUCAAAGAUAGUACCGGUGGCCAACGGAGCUCCAACCUGAGGAAACCGCGUCCCGUUUCGAUGAACGACAUCGAGAACCUCCGAGCCAAGGCCGGCUAUAAGCACGUGCUAGAUUGGAAGUCGCUGGUGACGCUGCUGCCAGUCGAGUAUCGGAAGUUGCUGCGAAACAUUCCAGAAGCUGUGGCACACAGUACGGCGGAAGACGGCGCCCCGCAGAAACCUCUAUUCUGUAUGACUCCUCCGCUGAGACGAAAUCGAGGCGUUACCUGUGAUUGUAUGAAUAUUUUUAACACUCAAACGUAUAACAGUUCCAGUUCGGGUGGCAGUUCUAGUCAACCUCCGAGUUCGGGAUAUCGUGGAUCGUCUACGAUGCUCACAGACUCGGAGAUGGACCUUCUGGGUCCAAACGCGGGAAGUGGUGGCUUCAACAACAACUUGUACGUCUACCAGUACGACAGCCCUGCGGAAGUAGCUUCUGCGGAGAGACCACCAUCAGGUCGUGCACCUCCAAAAGGAAUUCUCCGGAGAACCACAAGCUUACAGAAACCACCAGCAAAGGCCAAACGAAACAGUAUGUUUGAAGAGAAUCAUAAAGUAAAUCAAAACGUCGAAAAGCGGAGAUCUCUCCAGGAGCCAUGUUACAACUUUGCGACUGAAGAAAACUUCAUCUUGGAGGAUUCCAUCAAUGAACUACCGGAGCUCGGUAUUAGAAAAGUCAACAACUCCCCGACCAUGUCGCAGCACCACCCCGCGCGUCUUCCCAAUACUCCAAAGCUACCCUCAGCGGACGAUUACCAUCGUUUGAACAAAUUGAACGAACUGAACGAUAUUGAACUGAACAAAGCUGUAAGUAGCAAACUGAACCGGGCUCAGCAGCAGCAAAACGUCGAAGACGAUCUCGAGGCCCGAAUCCGAGCGGAACACUUCCUCUCUAACGUGCCCAAAUCCGAACUGAAGCAUUACGCAGAAAUUGCCCAUAUCCUAGAAACCACCACGGCCGAAAUGGCCAACGGUCAAUCGGAGGAUUCCUAUGACCGAUCCCGACUCCGACACGAAGUCAGCAGGGCCCUCUCUCAGCGUAAAAACGUAUCCUUCAAUCAACAACCUUCGGCAACGGCUGCCGCCGCCAUCAACACCACACCUGUCCGGCAACAGCACCAGCAACUGCUUCGACCAACCGAGAUCAAAUUCUCAACGCCUCCAAACUCGCCCAACAUGUCCGUUACCCAUGGCAGCGGCAAACAGAAACCUCCAGCAAAACCGACAGGUCAAUCUCCGUCGAGUACCGAGCGUGAAAAACAGGACAAAAUCCAAUCCAAUCGCUUCAAGCGUUUGCAAAUUCAAUGGGAACUUCUCAGCAAGGAAAACCAACUGCAACAGAACCAGGUCACCACACCUACUGGGGCGAUGAAGUCCCGCAUCCCUCGACCGGUCAGCUACCCCACUACUCGAGCCAACUCGGACCCGAUGGUGAGCAAAACUUUGCUCAAGUCUCCAAGUCGGAUUGUGCCCCCAAAACGGUACCAUACCGGGUCGGCGGCUAACGUGGCCACGAUGGCUUCGUCGCCGGUUACGACACCACCGACGCCUGCUCCCCGGACGCCGAGCAAGUUGCUGCACACUACACCGAAGAAGAGUGCUAGCGCCGGAUCGGUGGCAUCAGGGGCAGCGGGAGGAGCGGGUGCAGGAAUGCCGAGACCGGCAACUCGCACACGAUUACCACUAGGUCAGACUGAUCCCAGCCCGAAGGCGACUUCUGUUGCUGGUGGAAAGUUGAAACCGGCAACUCCAUCGUCGAAAAUUCCAUCGGCAGCAGUUCGAACUCCAGUCAAACAACAUCAACAAUCGACUUCGACGCCCGCCAACCGUAAGUUUGCCACCCCAACUUCGAUCAGCAAACUACGUCGAUCUGCGGCCGUUUCGGUGGGAAAAGCACUGUCCACGUAACCUUCUGUACGGAAGCAACCGGCUUGGAAGCCGUAAGUAGUCAAGUUUGCGCUUUUGAGCUUUGAAGCUUGCUCGUUGCUGUGCUCUCUAGGAAACAAAAAGCCAAUCUUGAAGAAAAACAUCACUCAACAUCCCACAACCCUUCAGAGUUCUGUAUAGUAGAAUUAAAUAGGCGAAAGAGUUGCCGAGAAAAAGAGUAGAGCUAGUAGGUUUAAGGUGAGGUUUCCCCUUUUCUAACCAGAGAAAAAAGUAUGAUCCUCGAAUAUUACUAGUUUCCAAGCUAAAAAUGUUACUGUCCCUUUAGGUAAUAAGAAAUUCAAAAAAUGAUAAACUGUACACAAAACAAGAAUAUUUUUGUAAAAAUCACACGACUAAACUGAGAAAGUUUAAGUUUAGAUGGUAGUAGAAGAGAUGUAGAAAGGGGAAACCGAAGCAGAAAAAGUUGUAAAAUAGUAGGCAAACCACAACAAGAAGUAGGAAAUUCGUAUUAUACACAUCUUCGAGAGGAAAAUUUAAUACUUAUACCUGUGUAGGAAUUUCCAACUCAGCAAAAGGAUUUCUCACGGUCGCCUAAGAAAUUCUAACAAGUAGAUGUGAAAAACUUCGUUAGCUUCGCUGCGUGCGCUUGCGCAUGCCUGUGUGUGUCUUGAUCGCUUUCUAACAUGAACAAUAGGAGCGUAUUUGGCGCUAAGGUUGCUCAUGUUUUUUUUGUUUUUAACUAUUCCAAACAAUUACCUACUCUAUAGCAUAAGAUAGCAGACGCCAUCAACAUCUAUACUCACUAGCACUAGCACACAACCAACAACAGUGUUGAUAACCAUUGUUUGAUUGCUAAAGCCAACACUAUCAUAUACUUAUAGAUUAAUAUAAAUAUUUAAAGUGAAAGAGAUAGCCAUUACUAGCAUAUGUACAUGUAUAGGCAAAAACAGAAAGCAAAAAGUUGUUAAUUCCAGCCGGUCUCGGUCGUGGAGUAGUAGACGGCUAACAUAAUAAAUACAUACAUAUAAGAGAGUAAAGCUUCCAUCCUCUCCAUUACACUUGCUAAAACACACAUCUACUAUUUGAAGAGCAAAAGUACAUAUAAAGAACACAAAUCAAAUCAAAUCAAAUAACACAUCAGAGUCAGUGAGUAUAAUCUCUUAUAAAAACAGGCAAAAACAAAAAAUAAACUAAAACAAACAACAUCCCAAGCUAAGUCAUUAGGUCGUAAGAAGAAAUCAUUUUAGUGCAUAUUGCAUUAUACAUAUAUUGGCGCAACACAAAGACACACAUGUAAUAAAAUUUUCAUCCUCACUCACACGUGUCGCUCUUUUCGGAGAAAAUGUUAUUCAACACACAUCAGAGGCACCCCAAGCUCACAUCAUUCAUUACUUCGUUUUAAUUUGAUUUUUUUUAGAGAGAUCAAUCAAUUUAGACUCCUUCUACCUUUACUAGUUUAUAGUACAUAAGUUUUUCGUAUUUUUUUUUAAUGUGCGUGAGUUUGAGUUAGUCGGUUGUUGUUCUAAACUUUAAAUAACACUUGUAUCUAAUUAAAAUCGAUUCCAAAAUUUGAAAACAAAAUAGGAUGAAAAAUCAGUUCUGAAGAAAAUGGUUUGGAAGAUUUUUUCCUUCUAAAAAGACUAAUACUUUCAAAUCACCAAUUUAAGUAUGCUCCCAUUUGAGAUGAUCAAAUUGAUACCCAGUAGUACUUUUUUUGGCGUUCACCUCUAAGAGAGGAAAAAUUUGUUCAAACACAGUUUCUUGGCUGAAGUUUUCUCACUUAUUUUUCAAAAAUUUCGAAUCGUUAGUUGAAAAGUUUUUGUUGUUUUUCCUAGAACGAUUUCCAAUUUACGAUACAGAUCGAAGUCUAACGAAACGAUGUUACUGUAUUUUAACAUUAAUUUUACAAAUUGAGAACUGUGGAGCGUGUUCAAUCUUUCUUAUUUGUGUUAGUUAGCUCAUAAAAACUGUUUCCUAAACUAACUUAAAACGAAUAUUCCACGAUACUGCUUUAGUAGGAACUCGAUAACGAGGUUGAUUCGAAUAAAUCUGUAUUGACAGCAACGAAAAUGUGAUUCGCUUCUCAAAUAUAAUUCGAACACGAGCUUAAUCCGUACUUCAUAGUUUUUAACUAAGUUUAAUCUUUAAAAUAAAAGCAUAAAUCGAACUGAGGGAAUUUGUUAAGUAUAUUAAUUGAAUUGAAAGAGCCUCUUUUGUAGCAUUUUGCAUUGACACGAAUCUGACAACAAACUCAAGCUAUGAUAAAUUUCAAUUUUGUUGUCAAUAGCUUCAGAUACUCACCACCAGAUGUGGUUGUCAGUUGAUGACUCAACAACGACCAUUUGCAAAAACUCACUCGAACUCGAAACGACGCACGACAAAUCCGAUUAGAAAAACUCAAAAUAUGGUGCCAUAAAACUUCUUUAAAAUUCUAUUUGAAUGUUUUUUUUUGUUUUCAAGUUCAAUUUUCCGUUUCUUUGGGUUUUCAUCUUUUGUUUUCGAACGAUUUUUAUUGAAUUUUUCCGAAGCCGAAUUAUGAAAAAAAAAUUAAGUUAAAAGUUAAAAUCAAUCAUCAAACAUCAUACGCUUAACAAAAGAGUUGGUUGGAAAUGAAAAAGAAUCGCUUUCAUCGUUAGAAUUAAGUAACGAACAGUCUUGCUUAAAAGAAAGGAAUGCGCGCGUGUUUUUUUAAUGUGAGUGUUAUUAUAGUGAGAUUUCAUUUCAGUAGUAGUUGCUUGAAUUUUCCUUCAAAUGCUAUAAGGAUCAGUUGUGAAACAAAAGAAAACUAGAAGAAACGAUUAAUUGAAGCUUAAUAAAAACAAACAACCAAUUUCGAACGAAUUUAUACAACUUCCAAACCAUCGCCGAUUGAUGAUAAAAAUUUUAGUUUCCAAUAAAAGUUUGAGAGAAAAACACGUUAGAAUAACUGUGAGACACAACGCCAUCUAUUAGUGAAACCUCAACAGUUCAUCAAUCAUUUUUUAAAUUUCAGUGAAUAAAAUCAUCUUCAUUGCAACAACAUGGACAAGAAAAAAAAUUAUACUCAUCAAACUUUCGGUUUCAAUAAAUCUAGACUGUAAGAGAUUCCGGUCCAAGUCUUCAACUAAUAAAACAAAUAAACAAUUUCAACUAAAGCCACUAAAAACCAAAGUUAAAUUGUUUCCGGCAGUAGUUUUGUUUUUGAUUUUUUUUUUGAAUAAUAAACUAAUCCGUUAAACAGAUAAACAAUAAGACAACAACUGUGCGUUGGUCAGAUGGUGUUGUAUAACUUAAAAUGUGUUAUUUCUUUUAGGUAUCUACACUUUUGAAGAAAAAAAUUGGUAAAAAAUUUAAAAGGACAAUAUUCAACCAGUCGCACAUUCUCUGCAAAUCUUUUUUUGGGCGAAAUAGCUUACCUAUCAAAAUCAACAGAAAAAUUAUUACUGAUGAAUGAUGUGUGUGAAUCCAGAAUGAUUCAUUAGGAUUGAGGGCUCGUAUUUAAAAGCAAGAAAAAAUAUUAAAAACACAAAGUAAUACACUCACAUGUUUGAAAAAAAAAAAUGAAAUCUAUGAGCAUUGAAACACCACCGCUUUUUUCCAAAUUAUUUUUCUCGAAUUCAAUUUUUAAAUUUGCGCUUCUGAAAAGUAUUUAUUAUCAUUUUUUUUUUGUUUUCAUAUUUCGCAAAAGUGCGUUAGGGGAGAAAAAUUGAAAAAAGAUAUUCAAGAAAAUAAAACAAAAAUCAUUUAAAUUAUAUAUUGUAUGUAUAUUUAAAGGAACAUAUUAUAUAUUACAUAUACACCUGGAAGAAAUGAAAAAAAACUAAUAAAAUCCAUUAACUAAAAACACAACAAACGCUGCGGUUUAUAUAGUCAAAAGAGAAAGGAAGCGUGGAUACCGUGGAAUUGCAAAAGAAAAGAAACAACAGACAAAACGUGUUGCGUUAACAGAACAACGGUUAAUAUACCCGCGGUAUCAAUAUGAAUGACUCACCGCCCCUUCGGUAUGUAUUGGGGCAGGAUUAAAACCAACAAUAAAAGAACAAAACAAAAAUCUGAUAUUAUUGUCUAGA